AUGGCUAUAAGUGAAAAAUCUAUUGCAAUCAUAAUCGAUGAGACAACCGAUGUAAAAGGGUGUAGUGUAGUUAACACAUUAUUUUCAUAUCAAGGAAUAACAAAACUUAUAUCAGUUGAUUAUUUGCAACAAGUGAAUUAUUCAACUAUAAGUGGUCUUGUUUUAUGUCUUUUAACUGAAUGGAAUAUUUCUUUUACACUUUCAAAGUUAUUUGUUACUGAUUCUGCUUCGUAUAUAAAGAAAUGUUUUCAUGAAGCUAUAAGUCCUAUAAUGUAA
Molecule: messenger RNA, 276 nt
Organism: Cetraspora pellucida
Lineage: Eukaryota; Fungi; Glomeromycota; Glomeromycetes; Diversisporales; Gigasporaceae
Source: the annotation of a GenBank genome assembly